Chaetomium strumarium is the source of this 1611-nucleotide messenger RNA. Its product is annotated as WD40-repeat-containing domain protein. Bases 309 to 1439 code for a protein of 376 amino acids. Lineage: Eukaryota; Fungi; Ascomycota; Sordariomycetes; Sordariales; Chaetomiaceae. The transcript is spliced from 2 exons. The record is from RefSeq and is a predicted model, not a curated record. Gene Ontology annotation, cellular component: catalytic step 2 spliceosome. Gene Ontology annotation, molecular function: protein binding. Gene Ontology annotation, biological process: mRNA splicing, via spliceosome.
CGUCGAUUCGGCAGCCACGCAGCAAGGUUGCUGUCGGUGUCAGCAUCGGAGAGUUUCGAUUCUGAGGCGUUCGGAACCUGGUUGGUGCUCUGCACGGAAGACGGGGUCACCAAAGGCUUCGGACGCUCGUCCGCGCGCUCACCAGAGGUCAAAGACAGAGUUAGGUGCCUGGUGGCUUGCACGGGUGUCAGCUGUCUGCGGAAGCUUCGGAGAAGUAGGACGAUGAUGGAGCGCUAUCUGCAAGGUUCCUGUUGACACUCACAUCAGUCAAUGAAGGGUGAGAGAAGGGAACCCGGCUCGUAUCUGCCAUGAGCCACCGUACGGCGAAGUUUCCCACGCGGCCGGUGGCCCAACUGCUUGGCUCGAAUGGCCCCGUCCACGCCCUAGCCUACUCCGCAUCGCCAGGGACAUACAUUCUCGCCGGCUCCUCCGACCGAUCCAUCCGCCUGUACAAUCCCUCCUCUACCACUACCACCGCCACCACCAGCAAAGACAACAGCAUCACCGCCCGCCCCUCUCCGCCCGUCGCCAACCACACCAUACCCACAGGCCGGCUGAUCCAAACAUACACCUCGCACGCCUACGAGGUACUCUCGCUCUCCAUCUCCUCGUCCAACGCGCACUUCGCCUCGGCCGGCGGCGACCGCGCCGUGCUGCUGUGGGACGUCUCGACGGCGCAGACGAUCCGGCGCUUCGGGUCCGCCUCCACGACCUUCUCCCACACGGGGCGGGUCAACGCCGUGUGCUUCGCCGGCCACGAGGACAGCGUCGUGGUGUCGGGCGGGCUGGACUGCACCGUGCGCGUGUGGGAUGCGCGAUCCAACAGCGCCAAGCCCGUGCAGGUGCUGUCCGAGGCGCGGGACGCCGUCAGUUCGCUGGCCGUCUGCGACGCCGAGAUUGUGAGCGGCAGCGUGGAUGGGAGAGUCAGGGGAUAUGACAUCCGCAUGGGGCGGUGCGUGACCGAUGUAUUCCCCGCGAGCGUGACGAGUGUCUGUUUAGCGAAGGACGGGAGGACGGUCCUUGUUGGGUCGCUGGAUAGUAAGAUACGGUUGAUGGAUCGGGCGAAUGGCGCUUGUCUCAGGACGUACGGGGAUGAAGGGUGGAGGAAUGCCGAGCUGAGGGUGCAGAGCGUGCUGGGCGGCGGGGAGAGGUUCGUUGUGGCGGGGGAUGAGAUGACUGCUCCUGCCGGUGGUGAUGGUGCGGUAGCGAACGAAGGGAGAGUGUGGGCAUGGGAUUUGCUUACCGGCAAGUUGGUUGCCACGGUCCCGGUUCCGUGGGGCAACGGAAGUGAGAGCCGGAAGAAGGUCAUUGGCCGGGACGGGAAGGAGAAAGCACGCAAGAAUGUCGUGAGCUGCAUCGCUUGGAAGGAAGGAGGAUUCGGGGACCAGUUCAGCGUUGGCGGCACCUCCGGGGUGGUGACGGUCUUCGGAGGAGGUUGAGGCCGGCGCCAAGCCCACCCAGGGGCUCCCUUAUUAGUACGCUACAUACUCCUGUCGCUGUUAAGCAGCGAAACAGAUGAAGCAAUCCAGGUCUGUAUCAAAACACGCAAUCAUUACCAGGUAUCUAGCCCACCAAGCCAUGACCACUCCCAGAGUCAUUCGUUUAUGGGGA